Adineta ricciae is the source of this 1748-nucleotide messenger RNA. NCBI's taxonomy places the organism in Eukaryota, Metazoa, Rotifera, Eurotatoria, Adinetida, Adinetidae. The record is from the annotation of a GenBank genome assembly.
AUUGAUGAACUUAUUUGUCUUAUUAUUUCUUUAUUUAAUUUUAUCUCAUCAAAUGAUAUCCGUAUAGUGGAUUUUGUAAGUAGUAAACAAGGCAGUUCUUGUUUCACAUUUUAAUCUCGUAGGAAUUGCGCUAACAAUUUCCGAUCAAACUGAAACUUGCAGAAGAUCUCAAGAUAUUUUCCACUUCAUCGAAAACACCGAACUAUUACAUUUUCAUGCGAGACAUGGUUAAAGUGAUGCCGCAAAUGCUCAAAAGCAUGGAGAUGACGAACUGACACUUUGGAUUUUGGAGGCUUGCCAAAACGGGCUUCCGUCUCCAAUCAUAAAAAAUAUAAGGCAAAACUGUUAAGAGCAUAACGAAGCUCGAUCCUCUCAUGGACGCUUUCUUGGGAGUUAAAAAACUUGUAAGCCAUUCAGGUAUCUGUAAGUGUGUUUCUCAUUCAGCAUCUUAUUCUUAUCUCAAACACGUCGUCUUUCGAUGUUUGCAAACAAGCUUUGAUGGUCCUUUGUUUUACACCUGUCCGUUAUCAGUUUAUAUUUAUUGUCGCUGAGAAGGCACAUUUUAAGGUUGAAUCGCGAGUAGAAUAAACUCCAGUAUAUUUCUUCUAGCCGGUAAAAUCUGUGAUACGGAAACGUCAAUAGCAACUCCAAACAAAAGACCACGUCGGAAACCUGUGGUAAUGACGGGAAAUUUUCGUUUAAUUUGGUUGAAUGAAAACAAGGACAACUUCAACAAUUCUCUCACACAGUUGCAACGAGUUAGCAACUCAAUUAAUUCAUUCGACGAUGCUGAUGAAUGCAUUGAUUUUCUAACCUACAUGACAGAAGACAUUGUCUUUAUGAUUGUCUCGGAAACAUUAUACAGGGAUAUUAUGCAAGUUCUUCAAGACAUCGGCCAAAUAAAAUUUGUCUAUAUUUUCUCUGACAAUCAUACACAACUUCAAAACUUGAACAAAGAGUGGUCCAAAAUUAAGGGUGUAUACGUUGACAUUACAUCGCUCUGCGGCGACCUUCUUACAGCUUCUGAGAUGUGCCAUCGUAAUACACUUUCAAUUAACCUCAUCGGAGAAAGUGAUCGAAUAGUCGAUGAAAAGUUGAACACGUUGGAAUGCUCUUUUAUGUAUACGCAAAUAUUGAAAGAAAUCUUACUUACCAUUGAUUUCACACGAGAACAUAUUGAUCAAUUCGUAAAGUAUUAUAAAGAGCGAUUUCCUAACGGUUUUAUUAGCAGCCAUGAUGCUAAGAUGCUUGAGACGGAAUAUUAUCAUAAAUCGCCAAUCUACUGGUAUACGUCUUCCAGUCUUCUAUACUCCACACUCAAUAGAGCUUUACGUUUAAUGGAUGUUGGCCUUAUUGUUAAAUUAGGUUUCUUUCUUCGUGAUCUCCAUCAAAAUAUUGUUAAAUUGCAUAUGGAACAAUUUAGUGAACAAAGUCAUUUGAAACCAUUUACUGUGUAUCUUGGUCAAGGUUUGUCUCAAACAGACUUCGAGCAGUUGAAAAAUGCAACAGGUUACUUAUUAUCAUUCAAUAAUUUUUUAUCAACAAGUUGUGAUCGAGAAGUAUCCUCCAUCUUUGCUGAAAGUAAUGCAUCAGAUCCCAAUCAUAUUGGUGUUCUAUUCCAAAUAUCUGUUGAUCCAUCGAUAGCUAAAAUGUUUUACGCUGAUAUUGAAGACGAGAGUCAAUACCAAAACGAAAAAGAGAUUUUGUUCUCAAUGCAUUCAAUCUUCCGUGUUGGACAAGUGAAAUAA